This is a messenger RNA of Ananas comosus (pineapple), 1362 nucleotides long. RefSeq lists its product as uncharacterized. NCBI's taxonomy places the organism in Eukaryota, Viridiplantae, Streptophyta, Magnoliopsida, Poales, Bromeliaceae. Gene Ontology annotation, biological process: response to desiccation. The record is from RefSeq and is a predicted model, not a curated record. The coding region runs from base 150 to 1085 and encodes 311 amino acids. The transcript is spliced from 3 exons. Gene Ontology annotation, cellular component: cytosol.
GUAAUGAUAUUGCCGAGUCCAUCUAUUCUCUCUCCAUUUCUCUCUCUCUCUCUCUCUCUCUCUACUGCGACCGACUCCGCUCACGUAUCUCUCUCUCUCUCUCUCUCUCAUCGAUCGCUUCUGAAUCGAUCCCUCUUUUCUCUCGAGGAAUGGCAUCUUCCUCUGACAAAUCAGAAGUAGCGGAAAAGAAAGCGGGAAAGGAGGAAGAAGGCAAGCACGAGGGAGGAUUCAUCGAGAAGGUGAAGGAUUUUAUUCAUGACAUUGGCGAGAAGAUCGAGGAGGCCAUUGGAUUUGGAAAGCCGACUGCUGAUGUUACUGGGGUCCACUUUCCCCACAUCAAUCUGGAGAAGGCAGAGAUUGUUGUCGAUGUUUUGAUCACAAACCCUAAUCCCGUCCCUAUCCCACUUGUCGACAUAGACUACUUAAUAGAAAGUGAUGGACGAAAGCUUGUAUCUGGUUUGAUUCCUGAUGCAGGAACGAUACAUGCUCAUGGUUCUGAGACCGUCAAGAUUCCCGUAGUGUUAAUCUAUGAUGACAUCAAGAGCACGUAUCAUGAUAUCAAGCCCGGAAGCAUAAUCCCUUACAAAAUUAGGGUUGCUCUUAUCGUUGAUGUGCCCAUUUUUGGAAGGCUCACUUUGCCUUUGGAGAAGACCGGUGAAAUCCCUGUGCCUUACAAGCCAGAUGUUGACGUUAAAAAGAUUAAGUUUAACAAAUUCUCUUUUGAAGAGACAAUUGCAACACUCCACGUGACAUUAGAAAAUAAGAAUGACUUUGAUCUCGGACUUAAUGAGUUGGACUAUGAAAUUUGGCUAACUGAUAUAAGCAUCGGAUCUGCUGAGCUCACUGAAUCUACAAAGAUAGAGAAACACGGGAUUACUCUGAUGAAGAUUCCGGUCUCUUUUAGGCCCAAGGACUUUGGAUCUGCUCUUUGGGAUAUGAUCAGGGGAAGGGGUACUGGUUAUACUAUUAAAGGAAAUGUUGAUGUGGACACACCUUUUGGACGAAUGAAAUUACCCAUCAGCAAAGAGGGUGGGACUACCCGUCUUAAGAAAGAGGAUGAUGACGACGACGACGAUGAGGACUAGAUCCCGCGCCUCGAUGCCCUACAUAUUCUUAAUGAGUUAAAGAGAGCUUCAUAUAUUAUAAGCUUGGUAAGUCGCCUACCUAGUUUCUAAUUUUCCUGUCUCUCAAACUUUUGCUCCAAUGGACAAUGUUUGUUAUUAUAAAACACUAUGUAAAAUAUGCUGCUCUCUGUUACUAUGUAAGACCCUUCUGGGGAGCUCAUAUUUUGGAUUAUGUUGUAACUGCUUCCGUUUUUCUUAUGUGUUGAGGUAUGAUGAUGUGUUUUUUUAGCCUUAUCAA